Paralichthys olivaceus (Japanese flounder) is the source of this 565-nucleotide messenger RNA. The record is from RefSeq and is a predicted model, not a curated record. NCBI's taxonomy places the organism in Eukaryota, Metazoa, Chordata, Actinopteri, Pleuronectiformes, Paralichthyidae.
GGUGCACAUGACAUAAGCAAGAAAGAAAAAAGUCAGCAACAUCUCCAAGUGGAAAGAUUCUUCAUACAUCCGAAGUUCAAUGAAGCAAACGAUUAUGACAUUAUGCUGCUUAAGUUAAAAACCAAAGCAAAACUGAACAAAUAUGUGAAGCCCAUUGGAUUAUCUAAGAAAAAGGGGAAGACCCCCGCCAAUGUUGCAUGUGCCGUUGCUGGCUGGGGCAAAACAGCAGCCAAGGGGCCUGUCUCACAUGUCCUAAGGGAAACCACGGAGAAGAUCCAAUUCAGCAGCGAAUGCAAAAAUAUCUGGAAGGAACACUUCAUUACUGAACACAUGAUAUGCACCAAGUUUAACAAAAAGAAGGGAGGACUUUGCCAGGGGGAUUCUGGUGGACCGCUGAUCUGCAACAGCAAACCUCAGGGUAUAACAGCUUUUACUGCCCUGGAUCAGUGUGACAAUCCCAAGUAUCCUCAUGUCUUCACAAGCAUUAAUUUCUUUCUCCCCUGGAUCAAGAAAACCAUGCAGGGGUAGGGGAAUGUUGAAUGAGCCACUAUUCAGAGGCCAAGAA